ACGUGAAGAUUGGACAUGAAGCCAGUGAUGAGAAACCAUUCAGCAGUAACAACGUUCAUCAUACUGGGUUUGACAGAUGACCCACAACUGGAGAUUCUGGUUUUUGUCUUUCUGUUGAUCGCAUAUAUGUUCAGUAUGAUUGGGAAUUUGACCAUAAUUUCUCUGGUCUUGGUGGAUUCUCAUUUAAAAACAGCUAUGUAUUUUUUCCUUCAAAAUUUCUCUUUCUUAGAAAUCUCAUUCACAACUGCCUGUGUGCCCACCUAUCUGCACAUCAUAUCAAGUGGGGACAAAACCAUCACCAUCAGUGCCUGCUUCAGCCAAAUCUUUUUUGUCCUCUUUGGAGCUACAGAAUUUUUCCUCUUGGCAGUGAUGUCUUAUGACCGCUACGUGGCCAUCUGCAAACCCCUGCAUUACAUGAGCAUCAUGAACAGCAGAGUCUGUAGGAAUCUCAUCCUCUGUUGCUGGGUAUCUGGCUUAUUGAUUAUCCUUCCACCCCUUGGCCUGAGCCUCCAUUUAGAAUUCUAUGACUCUGUUAUUGACCAUUUUCUUUGUGAUGCUUCUCCAAUCCUGAAGAAUUCCUGUUCAGAUACAUGGUUCAUAGAGCAGCUGGUUAUAGCCUGUGCUGUGUUGACCUUCUUGGUGACCCUUGUGUGUGUCGUUCUGUCCUACAUAUACAUCAUCAGGACGGUCCUAAGAUUCCCUUCUGCCCAGCAAAGGAAAAAAGCCUUUUCCACCUGUUCUUCCCACAUGAUUGUGGUUUCCAUGACCUAUAGCAGCUGCAUCUUUAUGUAUAUCAAACCAUCAGCCAAAGAUGAAGUGGCCAUAAUAAGGGAGUAUCUCUGCUCCCCUAUAUCUGUUGCCCCUUUGUUGAACCCCUUCAUUUAUACUCUGAGAAAUAAACAAGUAAAGAAGUCUUUCCAUAACACUCUCAAAAGAUUUGUAUUUCAUUCAAAGAAGUAG
Messenger RNA from Phacochoerus africanus (Common warthog), 960 nucleotides. Its product is annotated as olfactory receptor 6C2-like. Gene Ontology annotation, cellular component: membrane. Gene Ontology annotation, biological process: G protein-coupled receptor signaling pathway. Gene Ontology annotation, molecular function: G protein-coupled receptor activity; olfactory receptor activity. NCBI's taxonomy places the organism in Eukaryota, Metazoa, Chordata, Mammalia, Artiodactyla, Suidae. The record is from RefSeq and is a predicted model, not a curated record.